This is a messenger RNA of Oncorhynchus masou masou (cherry salmon), 5927 nucleotides long. RefSeq names its product TBC1 domain family member 22B-like. Lineage: Eukaryota; Metazoa; Chordata; Actinopteri; Salmoniformes; Salmonidae. Bases 219 to 1721 code for a protein of 500 amino acids. Gene Ontology annotation, molecular function: GTPase activator activity. The record is from RefSeq and is a predicted model, not a curated record. The transcript is spliced from 12 exons. Gene Ontology annotation, biological process: activation of GTPase activity.
UACUCCAAGAUGGCGACCUCCACCGUUCUGUAUUAUACGGUAUCGGCAAUUGCAACAAAAGGACAUUAUUGACACACGUCAAAACUUUUAUUUUUGGUUGCUGCAAAGACAAGCCGGUUUAGUAUAUCGAAUCUGAAACGCUAAAAUCUUCUCCAAUGCUUUGUACAUUUGUAGAACUGCGCGCCGUGUUAGACUGAGGGGAUUUGCAUUAACCGAGCAUGGCCACCGACAACAUAAUUCAUUUCUGGAGGAAAAACGCGAAGGUUCCAGGAAGGUUUCCUAAAGACACUCCCAAGGGAAACAAUCUCAAGUCUAAAAAAGCAUCUAGUUUCCACGAAUUUGCCCGUAGCACCAACGACGCCUGGGACAUUGAUGACGAGGACGAUGAGGACUUGUUAGCUCCCAUUCACCCCUCAUCUCUCCCGUCCACCCUGCACUCUGUGCACCAUGUGCCUCCUCUUCCUUUACAACAACCCAGUGACACCACCAGGGAGCCAGACACGGGGCCUGCAGACCGGCUGGCUCCCCCAACAGCAGAGGGCUGUCAUCAGCAGGAGGAGGACGCAGACUGUGGACAGAUCAAUGGCAGAGUGGUGGUGAAGUCCAGCAGUGAGGCCCUGCUCAACACCAAUACAGUGCGCUCCACCCUGCAGAAGCAACAGUCUCUCCCAGUUCGUCCUAUCAUCCCGUUAGUCGCCAGAAUCUCUGACCAAAAUUCCUCGGGGGCCCCAAUCAUGACAGUGCGAGACAAAAGCCGAUUGGACAAAUUCAAAUACCUUCUGUCCUGUCCUAACACCGACCUUGAGGAGCUCCGGAAGCACAGCUGGUCAGGUAUUCCACGAGAAGUGAGGCCCAUUACAUGGAGGCUCCUCUCUGGUUACCUCCCAGUCAACAUGGAGCGCAGAGACCUGGUGCUGAAGAGGAAGAGAGACGAGUACUUUGGCUUCAUUGAACAGUAUUACCACUCCAGGACAGACGACACUUACAAAGACACAUAUAGACAGAUCCACAUCGAUAUUCCGAGGACAAACCCACUAAUUCCACUUUUCCAGCAGCCCACUGUGCAAGAGGUGUUUGAGAGGAUCCUCUUCAUCUGGGCUAUCCGCCAUCCAGCCAGUGGCUACGUCCAGGGAAUCAAUGACUUGGUCACUCCAUUCUUUGUUGUCUUCCUCUCCGAAUUUGUUGAGGAGGAUGUGGAGAAUUUUGACGUAGCUUCCCUGCCUCUUGACACCCAGAGGAACAUUGAGGCAGACAGUUUCUGGUGCAUGACCAAGCUGCUGGAUGGAAUACAGGACAACUACACCUUUGCUCAGCCAGGGAUACAGAACAAUGUGAAAGCUUUGGAAGAAUUGGUCAGCAGAAUCGAUGAGGACAUACACAACUACUUUAAGAGGUAUGAGGUGGAGUACCUGCAGUUCGCUUUCCGCUGGAUGAACAACCUGCUGAUGAGAGAGCUGCCUCUACGCUGCACCAUACGCCUCUGGGACACCUAUCAGGCUGAACAAGAGGGCUUCUCCCACUUUCACCUCUACGUCUGUGCUGCUUUCCUGAUCGAGUGGCGCAAAGAGAUCCUCUCCAUGGUCGAUUUUCAGGGUCUUCUCAUGUUACUCCAGAACCUUCCCACAAUCCACUGGGGGAAUGAGGAAGUGGGCCUUCUCCUGGCUGAAGCGUACAGACUCAAGUACAUGUUCGCUGACGCUCCCAAUCACUACAGGAGAUAGGCCUCUAUGCAAUGGUGUAAAACAGAUUCUGAUAUACUGUUAGGAGGAAUGUAAGGUUUCCUUCAUCUCUUUGAUAUGACUGGCCGACAUAUAGCUUGCACACAGGUACAGAAUCAUUUGCUCAAAAUAGGAACCCUCAGACCUUAUUUCUACUAUAGUUUUCUUGCAGGUUCUCUCUGUUUGUUAAGACUUUUAUUGGCAAGUUACAUUCCACUGACAUUGCAGCGUAUUAUCUCUGAGACACUGGCUUAGACAUCUCAAUAGCAGUCUGUUACAAUUCAUGCGGUAGGCAUCGAGUAGGUUCUGGACAUACAACACAGCUAAUCCUCAACUGACUAGAUAUCCCCCUUUCCCUUCAACCUUACUCCUAUUAACCAUAACCUUAUGUGAGUUCUGGUAUUGAAGCUCUAUACUGUUCUGGUAUGGGAACUCUAUGCUGUUCUGGUAUUGGAACUCUAUACUGUUCUGGUAUGGGAACUCUAUACUGUUCUGGUAUUAGAAAUCUAUACUGUUCUGGUAUUAGAACUCUACACUGUUCUGGUAUUGGAACUCUACACUGUUCUGGUAUUGGAACUCUAUAAUGUUCUGGUAUUAGAACUCUACACUGUUCUGGUAUAAGAACUCUAUACUGUUCUGGUAUUAGAACUCUAUACUGUUCUGGUAUUAGAACUCUAUACUGUUCUGGAAUUAGAACUCUACACUGUUCUGGUAUUGGAACUCUACACUGUUCUGGUAUUAGAACUCUACACUGUUCUGGUAUUGGAACUCUACACUGUUCUGGUAUUGGAACUCUAUACUGUUCUGGUAUUGGAACUCUAUACUGUACUGGUAUUGGAACUCUAUGCUGUUCUGGUAUGGGAACUCUACACUGUUCUGGUAUUAGAACUCUAUACUGUUCUGGUAUUGGAACUCUACACUGUUCUGGUAUUGGAACUCUACACUGUUCUGGUAUUGGAACUCUAUACUGUUCUGGUAUUAGAACUCUAUACUGUUCUGAUAUUAGAACUCUAUACUGUUCUGGUAUUGGAACUCUAUACUGUUCUGGUAUUAGAACUCUAUACUGUUCUGGAAUUAGAACUCUACACUGUUCUGGUAUUGGAACUCUACACUGUUCUGGUAUUAGAACUCUACACUGUUCUGGUAUUGGAACUCUAUACUGUUCUGGUAUUGGAACUCUAUACUGUUCUGGUAUUGGAACUCUAUACUGUUCUGGUAUGGGAACUCUACACUGUUCUGGUAUUAGAACUCUAUACUGUUCUGGUAUUGGAACUCUACACUGUUCUGGUAUUGGAACUCUACACUGUUCUGGUAUUGGAACUCUAUACUGUUCUGAUAUUAGAACUCUAUACUGUUCUGAUAUUAGAACUCUAUACUGUUCUGGUAUUGGAACUCUAUACUGUUCUGGUAUUGGAACUCUACACGGUUCUGGUAUUGGAACUCUACACUGUUCUGGUAUUGAACUCUAUACUGUUCUGAUAUUGGAACUCUAUACUGUUCUGGUAUUGAAGCUCUAUGCUGUUCUGGUAUUGCAGCUCUAUGCUGUUCUGGUAUUGCAGCUCUAUGCUGUUCUGGUAUUGCAGCUCUAUGCUGUUCUGGUAUUGGAGCUCUAUGCUUAUCUGGUAUUGAAGCUCUAUGCUGUUCUGGUAUUGGAACUCUAUGCUGAUCUGGUAUUAGAACUCUACACUGUUCUGGUAUUGGAACUCUACACUGUUCUGGUAUUGAAGCUCUAUGCUGUUCUGGUAUUGAAGCUCUAUGCUGUUCUGGUAUUGAAAUUCUAUGCUGUUCUGGUAUUGGAACUCUAUACUGUUCUGGUAUUGCAGCUCUUUACUGUACUGCAUAAAUGAAUGAUAUUUUAAUCCAGAGGGAUAAAUACUUGGCCAUCGGUUUAUGGUCUUUUAAAUUCAAAUUCAUACUGGCAUUAAUCAGUAUUGGUUGUCUCAGAAGUUUUAACAUAUACUUGAAAGAACUCUGAAUGGAUGAUGAAUGUUUAAGUGAUCAUCGUUCAAGUUUCAGAUAGAAUAUAUAUUGAGUUAUUUGGAUUUUUAUCAAACAGAGUUUUGUGGUAAAGCUAGUCCGCAUAUUUGACCACUUUGUCCCCACUUGUUCCCUUCAUGACUCAAUAGUCCAGUAAAAGGCCAGUCUGAAUAUCUACUGAACAAAUUGUCCCAAUGUAGUACAACGUGAUACAGGAGGUGUCACAGCUGUUACUAAUAGCCGCUCUGUAGACCAGGAAAAGGUACUUUAUUUCAGGGCUUAUCUAUAGUGGUGCCAUAUUGAAUCACAAGGCCUCAAUGUGAAUAGGGUGAGAAUGGGGACCGUGUGUUUUUAGAUGCUGUAUUAUUGUUACCACUUUGAGCUACAUGUUCAGUUCAUCUGUAUCUUAGGUUAUGUUUAUCUCAACUGAUUACUAGCUAUUUUGCUGUGUAAUUCUCAGGCUUAAUUUCUUCACAUUCAGAUUAGUCACACUUUCCUUUUUAGAUUAUUUGAAACUGUGGCACAUAUGAAAGUUGCUCAAUUGGUUCAAAAUGAAGUUGAAACUGAUGAGACCUUCAAGUAAUGUACAUUUAAGAGUAUCUGACACUUUACCAAAUGUAUAUUUUGUAUGUUUGCGGUGUCCGUAACAUGCGCUGAAGAUUUUGCAUUGUUUGUUUCCUCUUUCUGAAUAUAUAUACAAAGCAACCAGUGCAAUCUAAAUCAACAAUCUGCAACACGAUGUAAUGACCAUCCAGGAAGCUCUUCAGAAAGGAGAGAAAAUGACUGUUGUUCUUCCCUGUCUGUUGUUUGCAACAGCAUCUACUCUUAUUUAGUACGUUUAACUUAAACACUUGUAUGUAAACUUUAAUAAUAUAGAAGUGAAAAUUGUGUAUAUUAAGAAUUCAAAUGUUAAGAUUUGUUUUUCAGUAAAUGAAUGUGUUUUGACUUGCCUCUGAGGGUUGUCUGCUAAUGCUGAUGUUGAUAUUCAAAGGCAACUUAUAGUAGCCCUCCCGAGGCCCUACACAGUUACUUGAUCUGUUGGAAACUGUGAUAUCAACACAGCUGUAUUUCAAGUCUGUAAUGAUGCCUUUGUUAUAAGCAUUUGUAAUGCACUUUGACUAGCAUAGAAAACUGAAAUGUUAUCAUUUGCCCUGUUUUGUUUGUACAGCAUUUGUGUUUCAAUUUAAAUAUUGGGGUUAUGUAGUAGCUUACCUGCUGUGACCACACUUAGGGGACAUAAAGCAGGAAAUGGUAAUUACAUUUAAACAAUGGAAUGUGAAUAUGUUUUUAUUUUACCAACCUUCAUAACCAUUUCUCUGCUAUGGUACGAAAGGUUUGACAAUCAUUAUUUAGAUUUUAUAAUUCUUGUAUUGGCAUUGAGGUUCAAGUUUGUGAAAUGGACAUGUGGAUAUGGCAUUGAACAAUAUGGAAUACAUUUGUUUUGUCAGAUUUUAGUGACCCUAUGACAACCUAAAAAAAAACAAUGUUUUAACUGAAGUUCGGGUUUUUAAAUCAUCAGUACGAGGACAGUGACCUUGGUGGUAUUAGACCUGUAAUGAUAUGAAUUAACUUCAUGAUACUGAGGAAACAGAAGUGCCAUAACUUCUGUACCAGUAUUGUUCUCAUUUUGGUUUUCAAAGAUCACCAUGUAGUUCAAUUAGGAUUUUUCUGCAAUUUAAAUCAUCUAAUUUAAUCAUUCUACUUUUGAUUUCUGCAUGUUCCCAGUGGACAUUUUACCAUGUCUUCUCAAUUCAGGGUUUUUGUAGAACAAAUUCAGACUCAUGCUCGUUGUUGGCAUUUUCAAAUAUAUAAUGAUUACUUUGUGUAUUUGAAUAUUUACCUUUCAGCCUUAAAAGUAAACUAUGCUCUGUCCUCGUGUGUUUAUUUGCUCCCAAAAAUGUAUGACUUUAUUAUUUAAAUUUAAUUCAUUCCUCAUUUGUAUUAUUCAAUCCGUGUCCCGUGUUGUUUUAGGGUCAUUCAAAGGUUUCACUGUAUUUAGGUUUUAAAAACAUGGUGUACAGCAACGUAACCUGAAUUCCUUGUCUAAAAUUCAUCUGUAGUCUUUCAGUUUUAAUUUUCUUAUCUUCAAUGCCAAACUAUUUGGCCAAUAAUGUUUUCAUUCAGUUCAAUGCUUCUGUAGUCAAUACUGGUUUUAGCCUUAAAUGGAGGAAAUAUUACAGUAAUCUGCUGUAUAUAAAUGUUUUGUUUAUAUUAAACGAUUGUUACCCUUUG